Hylaeus volcanicus is the source of this 1721-nucleotide messenger RNA. Its product is annotated as methyl farnesoate epoxidase-like. Gene Ontology annotation, cellular component: cytoplasm; intracellular membrane-bounded organelle. The record is from RefSeq and is a predicted model, not a curated record. NCBI's taxonomy places the organism in Eukaryota, Metazoa, Arthropoda, Insecta, Hymenoptera, Colletidae. Gene Ontology annotation, molecular function: iron ion binding; heme binding; oxidoreductase activity, acting on paired donors, with incorporation or reduction of molecular oxygen, reduced flavin or flavoprotein as one donor, and incorporation of one atom of oxygen. Bases 55 to 1599 code for a protein of 514 amino acids. The transcript is spliced from 9 exons. Gene Ontology annotation, biological process: xenobiotic metabolic process.
GGUGUACCAAACCGCGCUCGAAGUCACGAAUUGAACGAAUCAGUGCAUCCGAAGAUGCUGUGCGCGGCGAUAUCACUUCUCCUCGUCCUUUUCUGUGCCUUCUGCCUCUACGAUUGCCUCAAGCCGCGCAAUUUUCCUCCUGGUCCAAAAUGGCUGCCGCUUGUGGGCUGCUUCCUCGGGUUCCGACGCUUGAGGGCGAAGAAUGGAUACGCUUAUCUAGCAUUUCAGGAACUGACGAGGACCUACGGACCAAUCUUGGGCCUGAAGCUGGGAAACCAAAAGGUGGUCGUGAUCUCGACGCACGACCUGGUGAAGAAAGUUCUCCUACGAGACGAGUUCAACGGCAGACCCGACGGCUUCUUCUUCAGGGUUCGUUCCUUUGGAAAAAGAAAAGGGAUUCUGUUUACCGAGGGCCCGCGAUGGUCUCAAUGUCGCCGUUUCACCAUGCGCCACCUCAGGAUGUUCGGAUUAGGCCAGUCGGUCAUGGAGAAGCAGUUGACCAUCGAGGCAGAGAACCUCGUGAGGUAUCUACGUCGUGCCAGCGCGAAAGCUCCGGUUCCCAUGCACACCGCCUUCGACAUCGCGGUACUGAACUCUCUUUGGUCCAUGUUUGCUGGUCACAGGUUCGACUACGAGAACGAAAAGCUGACGGAGAUGCUGGAAACCGUACACGAUGCCUUCAGAUUGAUGGACACCAUGGGUGGGAUAGUGUCUCAGAUACCAUUCCUCCGCUUCGUCAUACCAGAGUUGUGCGGUUACAAUGAACUAAUGCGAAUCCUGAGGAAGCUUUGGAGCUUCCUGGACGAGGAGAUAAGCGUCCACGAGAAGCGUUUGUCCUCGAACGAGCCUCAGGAUCUCAUCGAGGCCUUCCUCUUGGAGAUCUCCUCCAACGACGGCAAGCGUAGCGAGACAAUUUUUGAUCGAGAGAAUUUACUGGUACUAUGUCUGGACCUGUUUCUGGCUGGCUCGAAGACCACGACCGACACUUUGGCGACCACGUUGCUAUUUCUGUCCCUGCACUCGGAGUGGAUUAAAACGCUUCGAGAUGAGUUGGAUAAUGUCGUGGGUAGAUCAAGGGCCCCUGCUUUGGAAGAUUAUCCGUCGAUGCCGUUGAUGGAAUCGUUCCUUGCAGAGGUGCAGAGAUUUUUGAUCCUGGCACCUCUCGGAGUACCUCACAAGACCAUGGAGGACGUAACUCUCAACGAAUAUCGCAUACCAAAGGAUACAAUCGUCCUUCUGGAUUUUCAUAGCGUUCACAACGACGAAGCGUACUGGGAUCGCCCACACGAGUUUCGACCGCAACGAUUUCUGGACGAAAGUGGCCGAUUCAGUCAGAAAAAUGCGAGCAUGCCUUUCGGUUUAGGCAAGAGACGGUGUCCCGGAGAAAUGCUAGCCCGCAGUUCCUUGUUCUUGUUCUUCGCCUACGUUAUACAUUAUUUCGACAUCGAAAUUUCACCUGACCACGACAAGCCGGACCCGAAUGGUUACGAUGGUUUCACUAUAUCGCCGAAACCGUAUUACUUGAAGCUCGCCACGAGACCCGACAUCGCGAGCCACGUAAACGGAGAUUCGGAAAGUAUCCGGCAAGAAAACAUUUAGCGGCCGGCGUUGGGGCUCCGUAUACAUAAAAGGACCGAAUCGCCACGUGGCGCGACGCUGACGGUACAUUUGGACUUCCGCGAAACGAGACGAUUUCGACGAACACGUGAAACGACGCCUAA